Messenger RNA from Staurois parvus, 316 nucleotides. The record is from the annotation of a GenBank genome assembly. Lineage: Eukaryota; Metazoa; Chordata; Amphibia; Anura; Ranidae.
GACUCAGAGCCCGCUGUCGUACCUGGUGACUCGGUGCCCACUGCCUUGCCAGAUGACGCGGUGCCCGCUGGCAAGCCAAAUGACCUGAUGCCUGACAAUCCGGUACCUGAUGACCCGGUGCCCCACUGUCGUGCCUGUUGACUCGGAGCCCACUGCCUUGCCAGAUGACGCGACGAUCCAAUGUCUGACCCAGUGCCAGCGGUCAUGCCAGUUGACUCGGAGCCCACUGUCGUGCCUGGUGACUCGGUGCCCGCUGCUCCGCCUGGGGGCCCGAGACCUGUCGCUCCGCCUGGGGGUCCCAGCGCCCGCCGCUCCU